CCGCGUCGUUAAAUACGAGGGCUUGGCCGCCGCCUCGGCCGCCAACUCCACUCCACCCCCUACCUCUCUCUGGUCUCCACGCCGCGAGGGUGACGGAAGGAGACACGGCGCGAGCGCGAGGGAAGGGGAAGGAAGAGACCAGGCCACCGCGCCGCCGCCGCUUCCUCUGAUCUCCUCCGAUCUCCGCGUCGGCGCCGCCUCAGGCGCGAGGUUGUCAGGUUCAAAGAUGUCGACCAGCACGUUUGCAGCUUCCUGCACGCUCUUGAGCAAUGUUAGAACUCAGGCCUCCCAGACAGUGGUGAAGAGCCCUUCAUCUCUGAGCUUCUUCAGCCAAGGUACACAGGUCCCAAGCCUGAAGACCUCCAAGAAAUUGGACGUUUCUGUGAUGGCUGUCUACAAGGUGAAGCUCGUCACACCAGAAGGACAAGAGCACGAGUUUGAGGCUCCAGACGACGCCUACAUCCUCGACGCUGCUGAGGAUGCCGGUGUGGAGUUGCCAUACUCGUGCCGUGCUGGUGCUUGCUCCACCUGCGCCGGCAAAAUCGAGGCCGGCACGGUCGAUCAGUCGGAUGGAUCCUUCCUCGACGACGCUCAGCAGGGUGAAGGCUAUGUGCUGACAUGCGUGUCCUACGCCAAGUCCGACUGCGUCAUCCACACUCACAAGGAAGGAGACCUGUACUAGGGCUUCACUCUGGCAAGGGACCAAUGCUCUCACGUGUUGUCAAGCAACCUCCAUUUUUCCUAUCAGUUGUGUGAACCGGCUGGCAUCAAACUUGCCUGGCUGUUGUCAUUUAUGUUCCGUUAAUGUAAGUUCAGGGUUGGUGCAUUAAGAUUGGGAACCCAUCGAAAUACUAGCUAGUCAAUAAAAAACUGAUGCGAUGCCAUAGUAGUAUAAUUUCAUGGCUUUUUUAUA
Molecule: messenger RNA, 913 nt
Organism: Phragmites australis (common reed)
Lineage: Eukaryota; Viridiplantae; Streptophyta; Magnoliopsida; Poales; Poaceae
Product: ferredoxin-3, chloroplastic
Exons: 2
Coding region: 227-682 (151 amino acids)
Biological process (GO): electron transport chain
Molecular function (GO): 2 iron, 2 sulfur cluster binding; electron transfer activity
Source: RefSeq, a predicted model, not a curated record